CGCCGGUGCCUUCUGUUCCAGCAAUUCAUACAAAUAAAGCAUGGCUUUCAAGUCCGUGCUUCUGCUUGCCAUUGUUCUGGUUUCCCUCCGGCUGAUCACGCAGGAUGUAGCGGCCGCUACCGAUCGGUUCACUAACAAGGCCAAUGAAUCGGAUGGAAAGAAGGUGAAACUUACCAGUGGCGAUGGCACCAACGAAGAGAAGUUGGGACAUGGACAUGAGUACUAUGGUGGCUAUGGCUACGGAGGCGGAUACGGUGGUGGUGGCUAUGGGGGAGGGUACAGUGGUGGCUAUGGUGGCUAUACACCAGGACAUGGUUGGUAUGGUGGCGGAUACGGUCAUUACCAUGGACAUGGUGGGGGAUACGGUCAUUACCCUAGGCAUGGUGGUGGAUAUGGUCAUUACCCUGGUCAUGGUGGUGAAUAUAGUGGCAGAUAUGGAGGAUAUGGUGGCGGAGGGUAUCUUGGAGAGGGAUAUUACAGUAGCGGUGGUGGCUCCAGUGGCGGUUGGCACUGAAAUGAAAGGUUUCACCACCAUUGUGUGUUUUAUGAAAUAUGUGUUGUGUGUUUGUAUCUUGAUCCAUAAACCAUGCGUUCUUGUCUGCAUGCCCCGUAUCUCUUCCGUUAGAACGCUUUAAUAUGUGCCUUUUUAGUGUUGUUGUAAA
Messenger RNA from Setaria italica (foxtail millet), 662 nucleotides. RefSeq names its product glycine-rich cell wall structural protein 1.8. NCBI's taxonomy places the organism in Eukaryota, Viridiplantae, Streptophyta, Magnoliopsida, Poales, Poaceae. The record is from RefSeq and is a predicted model, not a curated record. The transcript has 2 exons. The coding region runs from base 41 to 514 and encodes 157 amino acids.